UUUUGGAACUUGGAAGCUAGAGAACUGCUUGCUCAGGUAGCUUCUGUGUUGUGUGCUUGUGUCUGUGUUUGUGUUUCUUUUGGAAGCCAAGGGGGAUGGAUAUGGUGGAGGUUCUGGGUAGAUUAUCAGUGCAAAAAGCUCAGUCUCCUGUAUGGAGGCCGACUUAUCUCAAGAGAACAGCCUUUAGACCCAAUUCUCUGUUGGGUUUCUGUGGACGGGGCUCUGGCAUGUCGACCACUGUCCGUUGCUGCUCCGUCGAGUCAAAACCGGCCACCGGUGAAGUGUUCUCUAUCACUUCGUCAGCUAAGUCUGAAAUUGAUUACUUGGGGCAGAGCACGAAAGGGGACAUGAAUGUCAAGAAGGAGCAUCUCGAUGCCUCUGGUAUUGAUAGUCAGGCAACCUUAGAGGGUCCAAUCGAAGAGAUAGCUUGGAUGGAGGCUAAAGAAGCUGAGAAAUUGCUAAAUAACCUAGGAGUGCCGGACCCCUUCUCAUCAAGAUAUUCUCCUCGCGGAAUAUUUUGUAGCCGGACAUUAAAUCUUCGGUCGAUAAGUGCUAUAGGUUAUGACAUGGACUAUACAUUGAUUCACUACAAUGUGAUGGCAUGGGAAGGGCGGGCUUAUGACUACUGUAUGGACAACCUAAGAAGUAUGGGAUUUCCUGUUGAUGGACUUGAGUUUGAUCCCCACUUGGUCAUUAGAGGCCUUGUUGUGGAUAAAGAGAGAGGCAACUUGGUUAAGGCUGAUCGAUUUGGUUAUGUUAAGAGGGCUAUGCAUGGUACUAGGAUGUUAUCCACUCGAGCUGUAAGUGAGAUAUAUGGGAGGGAGCUCAUGGAUCUGCGGAAUGAAAAUCGAUGGGAGUUCCUUAAUACACUUUUCUCUGUUUCUGAAGCUGUAGCAUUUAUGCAGAUGGUUGACAGAUUGGAUGAAGGUGCUGUAGCUGAAGAACUUGGCCCACUUGAUUAUAAAGGACUCUACAAGGCUGUUGGUAAAGCCCUUUUUCGAGCACAUGUAGAAGGUCAGCUUAAGAGUGAGAUAAUGUCUGAGCCUGAACGGUAUGUUGAGCCUGAUCCAGAGCUUCCUUUGGCACUCUUGGAUCAAAAGGAGGCUGGUAAACGGCUGCUGCUUAUUACCAACUCGGACUACCAUUAUACAGACAAAAUGAUGCAACAUGCUUUUAAUAGAUUUCUCCCCAAUGAGAUGGGCUGGCGAGAUCUUUUUGACAUUGUUAUUGUCUCAGCAAGGAAGCCGGAGUUUUUCCAAAUGUCACACCCAAUGUAUGAGGUUGUAACUGGUGAGGGUUUAAUGCGUCCUUGCUUCAAGGCCCGUCCAGGGGGCUUGUACUCUGGAGGAAGUGCUCAGAUGGUUGAAAGUUCAUUAGACAUUCAUGGGGAUGAAAUAUUAUAUGUUGGUGACCAUAUUUACACGGAUGUUAGUCAAUCCAAAGUCCAUUUACGAUGGAGGACUGCGUUGAUUUGCAGAGAAUUGGAAGAAGAGUAUAGUGCUUUGCUUCAUAGUCGAAGUCACAGAGCGGCUCUUAUAGAGCUUAUAAAUCAAAAGGAGGUAGUAGGGGAUCUUUUCAAUCAACUUCGCCUUGCUCUGCAACGGCGAGCUAAAGGACGCCCUGCUCAGACUCUAGCUGCAACAAAAAUGGAUGAUCAAGAACUGACAGAGAGAAUUCAAAAGCUACUUAUUGUUAUGCGAAGGCUGGACCAGAAAAUUGGUCCUAUGUUAGAAGCAGAUGGGGAGUACUUUAACGAAAGGUGGGGUUUUCUUUCACGCGCAGGUUUGUGGGACAAAAGUCAUCUGACAAGACAAAUUGAGAAAUAUGCUGAUAUAUAUACUUCAAGAGUUUCAAAUUUCCUACUCUAUACACCAUUCAUGUAUUUUCGCUCCCAGGAACAAAGCCUUGCACAUGAUGCAUACUCCAACCUCCUUCCUGACCUUGAUAGCUUUUCUGUCAAUAGUCUGAAGAAGUCUCCUUCCUUGUAAGUGAAACUAUUUCAGAGUGACAAUGAAAGAAUGAAUGAGGGUUAUGUUGAUCACAUGUUAGUCAGUUAGCACUAGAACAUAUACAAAUGUACAUUGGUCCAAGUAAAGUUUAUUUAUGUAUAUGGGGUUUGUAGUUCAGAAGUUCUGCAUUUCACCCGGCUUGUAACAAUGUAACAUGGUUUGCUGUGUUAUUGACACUACCCUGAAAAUGAAUAAAUGAUGUAAUGGUAUAAAACAGAGUUGCUCCUUUUAUAAAACAGGUCAGUAUAUUUGAUUGAUAGAGUAAA
Telopea speciosissima is the source of this 2275-nucleotide messenger RNA. RefSeq names its product 5'-nucleotidase domain-containing protein 4. The record is from RefSeq and is a predicted model, not a curated record. The coding region runs from base 96 to 1988 and encodes 630 amino acids. NCBI's taxonomy places the organism in Eukaryota, Viridiplantae, Streptophyta, Magnoliopsida, Proteales, Proteaceae. Gene Ontology annotation, molecular function: 5'-nucleotidase activity. The transcript has 17 exons.